Messenger RNA from Ogataea philodendri, 240 nucleotides. RefSeq lists its product as uncharacterized. The record is from RefSeq and is a predicted model, not a curated record. The transcript has a single exon. The coding region runs from base 1 to 240 and encodes 79 amino acids. NCBI's taxonomy places the organism in Eukaryota, Fungi, Ascomycota, Pichiomycetes, Pichiales, Pichiaceae.
AUGCCGUCCUCGAUCAACGAGUUGAGUUUGCGCGGCUUCGCAGACGGUCUCACCAGUCCUGCGGCCGACUCAGCGGAAACAGGCGGGGUUUGCGCCACAGGAACAACAGCCAGGUCUGAUAACGGGUUCAGAUCGUCCACGCUGACUCCUGUGUCCACCAGAUGGGAUGGAGCCACCACUGGGAGUGGACGUGGUGUGGCAAUGGUCGUUGUGGUGACCACGCGAUGCAGUUGGUUGUAG